Molecule: messenger RNA, 4310 nt
Organism: Notothenia coriiceps (black rockcod)
Lineage: Eukaryota; Metazoa; Chordata; Actinopteri; Perciformes; Nototheniidae
Gene: taf1c
Product: TATA-box binding protein associated factor, RNA polymerase I subunit C
Exons: 15
Coding region: 303-3803 (1166 amino acids)
Biological process (GO): transcription by RNA polymerase I
Cellular component (GO): fibrillar center
Molecular function (GO): protein binding; RNA polymerase I core promoter sequence-specific DNA binding
Source: RefSeq, a predicted model, not a curated record
GGGGAGCAUGCGUUGGAGUCUGCACGUGUUCGGCGAAAAACAGAGGAAAUUUGACUAAUUUCCCACUUAAUUGAUAAUGUUUGCACUGCCCUGUGUGUCUCUUUGUGGGCAGGUUGUAAUCUCAGGUAUUGAACUCCUGACAUGAUGAUUACAAGAAGAGAAAUUGAUGUAUUGGCGCUAGCUAACAGCAUGGGAGUUAGCGUUAGCUGAGAACAACAUGCCCAGACUUGUCCCUUACCGCAUACGCUGGGAGAAGGAAGGAAUAAGGACCCACAACGUUACAUAAUUAAGUCAAUUUUUUUAUGACAAAUACAAUGGAUUACCAGUUCCCAGAGCAACUUUACCCUUCGUUUUACAACUGCGGACCUCCAGACUUGGUCCUGAAACACUGUGCAGGAAACUGGGGCUGCUACGACAGAGUCCGACCUCAGGGUGGCUCUGGUCCUCUCUCCAGCUGGACCUUUACCUCCAGGCAUCAGGUCAGAGGGGAGACAUGGUGUCACACGGAGCCAGCACCAGUUCCCCUCCUGCACCCCAAAAACUCUGUCCUCUGGCCUUCGACGCCUCCAAAUCCGCAGGAUUUCUCAGAACAUAUGCAGAACUUCUUCAUGGACCACUGCCAGGACGCCUUCGGGAGCAUGAGCGAAAUUCUGAAUGAAGACUUAAUCUUCAAACAAACAACGAAAAAGAUGUCUCGCAUUGACUCCCUCUACAUGAGGAAAAUGGAAAGCCUCAUCAAGAAGGGGAAGUUGAAAAAGCGUCCGUUGUCGUUUCCCUCCAAGGUGCUGAGCGCGUACGGCUCCAUGCUGUCGGACGUGUUGCCCGCCGUGCCCCCCGCCCUGCUGGGCUCCCUGCUGUUCGAGGAGCUGAAGGAGCAGAGGGAGCGCAUGCUGUUCUCUGAAGCAGCCACAGGGGGCGCUCUGGCCUUCGUCCCUUUCUCACAGAGCAGCAGCGACUCUCAGAGCGGCUGCCUCCUCUACCCCGGGAACCAGGGGCUGGACUGCCUCAACUUCAAGAGAGUGGAGCUGCAGCAGCACAGAGGGACCCCCCCCUGUUUGAACACCAGCAGCUCUGAUCGGUGGAGCUUCCAGCUGAAGGCCCCCGUCAGACAGAUCAGCACCGUCUCACUUAUCAACAACUGUUGUGUGGCCGUGCGCUCGGAUCACAUGUGUGGAGUCUGGAGGUUCAGUGAAGGAAACAAGCCUCAGCUUAUGGAAGUUGUCAACACCAAAGAGGUCGCCACCUGCAUCAGUGUCAGUCCUCAUGUUCUAGGUGAAGUUCUGGUGGCGAGUGAGAGCGGAGCGGUAGACCUGUGGACCGUCGGCAGAGGGAUGCAGAGGGUUCGGGAGGAGGAGGAAAACCUGUACUUCAACGCUAAGUCGUCAUGGCGAUGGUGCGAGUUCUCCGCCCACCCGAGGGUGAUGGUGUAUGCAGACAGGACGGGGGUGGAGCUCACUGACAUCAGGGUGAGUCCUGUCUCAAAUCACACUCUGUUUCGUAUCAGCAACACCGCCGAAUGUCGCAGUGGAGAGAGACUCAUCCUGUCCAGAUACCUGGCAGACAUCCACCCCUUCCACCACCUCAUCACCACUCAGCACUCGGCCUACAUCAUGGACGAGCGUUUCCCCUGCGUGCCCAUGCUCAAGUGGGAUCACAUGAUGCAGUCUCCACCAAUGUUCUGUCACACUUUCCCUGGCUCCGCCUCCUCCCGGACCGCUAAGGUUCUGCUGGGCUCCCACAACUCUCAGGAAAUCACUCUGCUGCAGUACUCAGGAGGGAAAGCCGAAGCCUGUUCCAGUCGGGGUCCUCCUCAGGCGCUGCUCAGACCCAGAGACAGCCUGAGACACCUUCCUGUCCAACUCCCUCACCGCCUGGAGCUGGCCACCAGAAGACUGUCCUCACCAGCAGCAGGUCUGACUUGUAUCCAGAAGAGAGAAGGGGGCGAGGAGUGUAUCUGUAUCCUCCAGCUGACGGAGGCGGGGGAUAUUUUUUACCAGAUCCUGGAGCACGAGCAGUCGCACACCCCUCCACCAGCUCGGGAGAAAAACACAAAUUCAGAAAUAAAUCCAGCCCAACAACCACCACAGUCUUUGAGGCUCAUAUCGGAAACAUCGAGCGACGAAGACAUAAUCGGCCCGACUCAGACGCAGAGCUUUGUGGCUGAAACACAGGAGGAGGAACAGCCAGGACUGGACAUGUACGCUUCCUCUAACGAGUCCUGGUCCCCAAGAAAGUCCCGCUACAUGAAGAAUUUGCAGCUGCACGUCAAUGACUUCGACAAUGAGGAUCAAGUGAGUGGACUGGACACAGGUCAGACUGAUGAAACCGUGAGUGGACUGGACACAGGUCAGAACGAGGAAACCGUGAGUGGACUGGACACAGGUCAGAACGAGGAAACCGUGAGUGGACUGGACACAGGUCAGACUGAUGAAACCGUGAGUGAAGAAAAAGCUGAUAUUCCAGAGGAACCCAGCCGUGUGGAGGAAACAACAAGCGGCAGCCAGAAGCUCAGCGACGGUGUUCUGGUCACAUGGAAACAGUGGCUGCAGAAAUUGAUGCAAAAGAGUCACAAGAAUAAGCCCCGCCCACGGCGCAGGCAGCCCUUCAAAAUCCCAACUAAAGAACUCAUCUACCUGUCGUCUGACGAUGAAGCGAUGAGAGGAGAGGAUUCAGCGGAGAAGGAGCGCGUGGAGAACGUGAGGCGGGACCUCAGAGCGUGCAUGACCAACCGCUCGCUGCUCGUUCACAGCGCCGUGUCCGCCUCCCUCGGAGACCAGGAGGUGGUGGAGGUGCCCGACGCGGUGAAUACCGACGGCUGGGGGGAUCCGACGAGCGAGCGCCUCACUGUCUCCUGGCAGGGGGAGGGGGCCUGGCAGGCGUGGUGGGCGGAGAACCUGGGGCUGAACAGGGAGAAGAAGGUGGAGGCUCUGAGGAGGAAGAGGAGGAGGGAGAAGGAGGUGAGGAGAGCGUCCAGCCAGCGCUCGGUGCUGUCCAGCAGCUUCUGCUCGUCUCUGAGCUACCAGUCGGACCUGAGCGACUUCUCAGAUCUGUCCGGAUGGUCCUCGUCCGCCAGUUUGGGGGCGUGGUCCGACAGCGAGGGGGGGCUGUCCCAGGCGGAGGGGUCUGUAGGGAGCGGGAUCCUACGAGCUGCAACACCCUCCUCCAGUCAAACAGACCCCACGCCUCAACCAGGGAACCAGACCCCCACGUCUCAACGAGGGAACCAGACCCCCACGUCUCAACGAGGGAACCAGACCCCCACGUCUCAACGAGGGAACCAGACCCCCACGUCUCAACCAGGGAACCAGACCCCCACGUCUCAACGAGGGAACCAGACCCCACGUCUACAACGAGGGANCUCUCGACUCCACCCCGGCCACUGUGAGGAGGAUCAAACCCCAAGAAGACUACCUCAGCGCUCUGUUUGCACCGCAGGACGAUGCCUCGCAGCACGGCGGUUAUUUCCUGGAGGAAGAGAGCCCCGUGCUCCACGCUCCUCCAGCUGUGGCCUCGUCCUCCUCCCAGUCCGCCUCUCUGAGGAGCGUCAGGACCGGUUUCUCCCAGUCCCUCACCCCAUCCCAGAGCUCACAGGGCAGACCGUGGCUGUCCCAGGCACCACUCGCCAAGAAGAAAAAGCCUCGGAUGGGAUUCUGAACCAUUGGCUGGAGUGUGUCCGCCACACAUGGAGCGGAGCAUUUGGAAUACCUGUUCUUCUUCUUCUUCCUUCGAUGCAUCUGGAAUCAGAGUUUGUGAAAUGGAUUUAUUACGGUUGCAUUCACUGGAUCCAAUGGAUGAUGGACUGACUGGAAGAGCAACCAUGGCUCUGUCCCUGAAGACGAAGACGACUGUGCUUUGGUAGGAAAACAUUACCUUUGUUUUGUGACUUAUGGUUAACAAGAGAUGUGUGUAUGUUUGUGCGUCAAAUGGCGCUGCUGGUUUCACUUUGAUCCUUCCAUUAGACACUCACACAGCUGAUGUUGUUUCACUUCAUUCCAUAACACUCCGAGUCACAGAGACGGGACGAAACGACAUGGCUGAUGUGAAACAGAAGGAACGAGGAAAGACAUGAUAAGCUAACCCGAGGUCGAGAAAAAGUUUUGUUGGAAUUGAAAAUUUGUGUGUGUGUGUGUGUGUGUGUGUGUGUGUGUGUGUGUGUGUGUGUGUGUGUGUGUGUGUGUGUGUGUGUGUGUGUGUGUCUCUGUUUUUUUCUGUUAAUGAAAGCACAACCUGCACUGUUAAAACCUUUUGUAUGACGUUUUUUUUCUACAUCUGCUUUAAAUAAAACAGAAAGGAUUUAGUAGGAAGAUGUG